Molecule: messenger RNA, 1545 nt
Organism: Silurus meridionalis
Lineage: Eukaryota; Metazoa; Chordata; Actinopteri; Siluriformes; Siluridae
Product: G-protein coupled receptor 183-like
Exons: 2
Coding region: 119-1057 (312 amino acids)
Biological process (GO): positive regulation of Rho protein signal transduction; phospholipase C-activating G protein-coupled receptor signaling pathway
Cellular component (GO): membrane
Molecular function (GO): G protein-coupled receptor activity
Source: RefSeq, a predicted model, not a curated record
CUUUGCCCUCGGAAUCGAUCAGUUUAUCUCCAGGCUGCUGUGUUAACAUCGUUACUGAUCUUCGUCCAGUCACCUUGAGAUUUGUCCAUCAUCAUCUCCAUCACCGCACUCUGAAGCCAUGCAAUAUAUGUACAAUAUGGACCUCAGGAUGAACCUCACCACCGAUCCCACUGCAGCCUCUCCAGAGCUGAACACGACCCCUAAACCCUUCAGUGUGUUUGAUGGAUGUGACCACAUGCUCGAAGCCGUCCUGUUCGACCUGGCUGUGCAAAGUUUCAACAUACUCAUAGGAUUUCCAGCCAACAUCCUGGUCAUCGCCAUCCUGAUCCGUAACCGCCAUGAACCCUCCACCUCCGACAUCUUCCUGGGCUGCCUGGCUUUCAUGGAUGCUUACUUCGGCCUCAUGGUCCCAAUAAGCUUCCUCAAUCUGUUCUACUGGAAAACCGUGAAAGGUUAUUCGGCUCUGAAGUUCUCCUACGGCGUGAAGGACACGAGCGGGCCGCUCUUCCUUUCCUGUAUCUGUCUGGAUCGCUUCGUUGCCGUGGUCUUUCCCAUCGCUUUCAGUCAGCUGAAGCACGUCAAGUACAGGAUCGGCCUGUCCGUGUUUGUGCUUUGCCUCACCUUCGCUUACGCGUCAGCUAAGACCAUCGGCGGCCUCCCUAACUUCGAGAAGAUCUUUACAGGGGAGAUCCUGACCACCUUUACCUGGAUGGUGAUCUGCAACUUAUCCAUUUUGUGGGCCCUGAAGCGCUCACGAGGUGCGGGGAAGGACGAGAUGCACCCCAUGAAGAAGAAGGCCUUCAAGAUGGUGCUCUCUAUUCUAUUCAUUAUCAUUUUUAACUACCUCCCUCUGGUGGCUCUGUUCCCCUUCCAGGAUCAUUACACACCCCUGGUCUUCUCCUGCUAUGUCCAGCCUGUGGGUUACGCCUUCCUGAACAUCAGCAGCAGCAUCCAGCCGCUCGUCUACCUCUCCCGCCUGGAGAAGAUCCCCUUCCUGUCCGAGUCUUUGGUGAACAAGCUCUGCUGUAAGAAAAAACCAGAGCAAUCUCCAGCUUAGUGCUUCAUGUCUCCACAAGACUCAGACUGGUCCAGAUUUAAAAAAUGUUCAAGAUUAUUUGCAUCAUAAAAGCGAUCAAAUAUAAAUAUAAUAAUUUGACACAAAUUCAAUGUUCAGCUGGGUUUAUUAUUUCUGCAAAAUUAUUGGCACCCUUCAUAAAACAUGAUUAAAUACGGCUAUAAUAAAACGUCAAUUUAUUUACUCGCUUCAUUUCGAGUUUAAAGCUUUUAAUCUGGUGUGAUUCAUUUGUGCAAAAUUAUUGGCACCUUUUCACUUGGAAAAUGUCUUAAUACACUUCUUCAUGAUGAACACUUCCAGAACUUCUAGAACAUGUGGAAUAGCAGGGGGUUUUUUAUAUCAGGGAAGAAAUUCCAGAUUCCGGAUCCAAUCGGGAUGUCGUCUUCAAAACACUGAUGGAAAAUGGUAUAAUAAUCGAAAACCAAUCUGGAAAUAAUUAAAAAUAAAUAAAUUAUUCUAAUGAAAAUGAU